Chara braunii is the source of this 695-nucleotide messenger RNA. The record is from the annotation of a GenBank genome assembly. NCBI's taxonomy places the organism in Eukaryota, Viridiplantae, Streptophyta, Charophyceae, Charales, Characeae.
CUAGAGACCCUAGUUGACAGGAUCCUUGUCCGGAUUCUGUGAGUCUUAGAUUGAGUCAUUCAGUGUCAGUCAGGGGUUAGAGUCUAAGUGGUGAGGUUUGGAACCGUUAAUCCGGUUGUGCACUAAUCACCAUGGUUGAGACCCGCACUGGGAAGAGUACUAGCCCCUAUACCCAGGAGCAACAAGAGAAGAUGGCCGCCUUAGUGAGAGAGAAUAAAGAAAGGAAAGAGCUCCUAAAGCAGGCAAAGUUGAAAGCAAUCGCUGAAGAGCGGGCGGCGAAAAUGAAGAAACUGGACGAGGAGAUGGAGGAGAAGAAAAAGGCUGCCGAGGUAGAAGCAACAGCAGAAGCAGAAGAGGAGAGAAAACGCAAGGAAGCAAAAGGGGAGAGUAGUGGCACAACGAAUGAGGAUGCAGCAAUGGAGAAGAAGAUUAGUGAGUGGAUUGCUAACUGGUGGUUGGGGGAAGACAAGGAGGCACAGUUAUAUGUGCCACAGGAUGAGAAGGAAGCGUUAGCCAAGGCGCUAGCAACAAUCGAGGACCCCCUGGAACGACAAGAAGCAGAGGAGGAGAAGAAGUUGGAGUGGAAAGGAGGAUGAAGAGGGAAAAGAAGAGGAGGAGGGAGGAAGUUAAUAGGUUGACCGCGAAGGUGGCAAAGGUGAGAGACUGCAGACGAGGUGCAGGCGCAGGCAGAAAUU